Messenger RNA from Neolamprologus brichardi, 1108 nucleotides. NCBI's taxonomy places the organism in Eukaryota, Metazoa, Chordata, Actinopteri, Cichliformes, Cichlidae. The record is from RefSeq and is a predicted model, not a curated record.
CAUGCAGAGGGAGAAAGCAAAGGGGAGGGAGAAAGAGAGAGAGAGGUAGAGCGCCACACACAACGAGGGAACCCCAUCAGCUGGAAGUCGAGUAACAUUACAACUCUCAGCAGCCUCAAAGUACUACAUUACACGGACGAGGCAUUCAUAUCUCCUCUGUGGAUUUAACCCGCAUCGGAUCACGGGGGAUUUUUACCCACUAACGUCAUAAUUUUUCCCUUUUUAUACCACGGAGACUGUUUGCUGCUUUUCUUUUUUUCCCCUUAAAAACUGCUGGUGGUGGGGAGGGGGGGCACCAAACUGGCGAGAGGCGAGCAUGGAGUAUUUCAUGGUACCAACUCAAAAGGUGCCCUCCUUGCAACAUUUCAGGAAAACGGAGAAAGAAGUGAUUGGUGGUCUUUGUAGCCUGGCCAACAUUCCUCUGACCCCAGAAACAGCCCGGGACCAAGAGAGGCGAAUCCGCAGAGAGAUCGCCAACAGCAACGAGCGUCGGCGUAUGCAGAGCAUCAAUGCUGGAUUCCAGUCACUUAAAACACUCAUCCCACACAGCGAUGGAGAGAAACUCAGCAAGGCUGCCAUCCUGCAACAGACGGCAGAGUACAUUUUUACUUUGGAGCAGGAGAAGACACGUUUAUUGCAGCAGAACAGUCAGCUCAAACGAAUCAUACAGGAGUUAAGUGGUUCCUCCCCCAAGAGGAGGCGUGCAGAGGAGAAGGACGAAGGGAUUGGCUCACCAGACAUCCUGGAGGAGGAGAAGACUGAGGACUUAAGAAGGGAGAUGAUCGAGUUGAGACAGCAGCUGGAGAAAGAACGUUCAGCCAGGAUGAAUCUGGAAGAACAGAUGCGGUCCCUGGAUGCCCAGUUGUACCCAGAGAAGCUGAAGGCAAUCACCCAGCAGUUCCAGGAGCAGCAGGCCCAAACGCAGAGCCUUGUCCGUCUGCAGCAGCACAAACAGCUGGAGAGAGACCUCACUCCAGCCCACAGCCCACAGGUUGAAACAUCUGCAUAUCACUGACUGAUAUACUUUAAAGAUGUAUGCUUUUCACUGAUAUAGAAAAAUCCCCUUGUUUCAGUGUUUCAAACAACCUAAUGAAUUUAAACCGUUUUU